Messenger RNA from Dothidotthia symphoricarpi CBS 119687, 4251 nucleotides. Its product is annotated as RhoGAP-domain-containing protein. Bases 1 to 4251 code for a protein of 1416 amino acids. Gene Ontology annotation, biological process: signal transduction; regulation of GTPase activity. Gene Ontology annotation, cellular component: cytoplasm. The transcript is spliced from 2 exons. NCBI's taxonomy places the organism in Eukaryota, Fungi, Ascomycota, Dothideomycetes, Pleosporales, Dothidotthiaceae. The record is from RefSeq and is a predicted model, not a curated record.
AUGUUGCGUGAAACCGGCGACUCUCGAGGCCGCCGCAAGGCCCCGAGCCCGCUGCACCCAGCAGCCAGCGCAACCACCUUGCCCCAUCACGACGAACCACGCUCGCCGCGCGAGAAGCUGGACGCCCUGCUCGCCGAGGAGGCGAACCACCACAACGCCGCGAGCCUGCCCGCGAGCCCGCCCGCCGCCUCGCCGCCCGCCUCGCCGAAGCCUGCCAUGGCGACCCGUCCGCACCGCCCUGACACGAGGCCCCAACCGCCUAUACGCAAUCACUCGAUCGAUUCAGCUGCUUCGUCUGUGUCGUCGAGUCCUUCGCAGACAUAUCGCCCGCCCGCCGGCCACGCCCACCGUCCGUCGCAGGACACAACGCUGGCUCACCCGCCCGACAUGGCGCGCCUCCUCGCCGCGGCGGGUUCGCCCGAGGCGGCGCUGCUGGCGCUGUGGAAGGAGAAGCAGAGCACCGCGGGGCACAACGCCCAGCUGUGGCGUCUCGUCGAGAAGCAGCGCGCCAUGAUCAUCGGCCUGCAGAAGGAUCUGGAGCGCUCACUGCGGGACAAGGACCGCUACCGCCGCAAGGUCAAGGAGCUCGCCGACGACGCCCCGCCCGUGCCCGGCGCACUGCUGAGGUCCGAUACGUCCGGCUCAUCCCCGCGGCCCGACCACCACCAGCCGCUCGAGGAGCCCGCCAAGCCCACCGACAGGCUCUCUCCGCUGGCACGGGAGCACCCCGCCGUGCCCGACUCGCAGCUGGCAGCGUCGCCUGCGCCCUCGCCCGCGCCCUCUGCCGACGCAGAACCGGCAUCGCCCCCCGACUCGGCCGUCAACUCCCCCACCGACUACUCCGUGAAGCCGCUCCUGUUCAGCGCAAAGGGCCCCAGCCUCAACGCAAUCGUGCAGGAGAUCAGCCAGGCAGCCCAGUCAGAGCCGCCGUCACUGCCAAGGAGGGUCGACGCCCCGCCACCAGCCGCCAUCGACACACAUCUGCAGCCCCCGCAGCUCUCCAUCACCCACGCCACACCCAUCCUCGGCGGCAAUGGCUUCGAGUCGCCACCGCGGAAGCCCACACAGCCGGCACGCAAAGCCCCGCCAGCUCCCCUCAACCUGUCCAGGCCCCUCGCUACCAGCGCGCAUCUCCACCAGGCCGUCCACGGCAACGGCAACGGGAACGACUCCGACUCCGACUACGAUGAUGUGCUGGAAGUGGACGAGAUACCCAUCGUGGACCGAGGCAGACGGAAGACGCGCGAGGAAGACGACCGCAUUCGCGAAGCCGCCAUGAUGAAGAACGACGAGGCUCGCAGCAAGUCGAAGAAGUCGAGCCGGAGCAAGAGCAAGACAAAGGUCCCCGUCGAGGGAGCCGACCGGAGCGUAGCAGCCCCUGUUCCUCCAACGCCUCGCCUCUUCAACCCCCUCCAAGCGGGCCUGCCACUUUCCCCGCGCCACCCGCCUGCCGGCUCACUGAAUGCGAUGCUCAGUCCUGCGUUGCUCAGCCCCGGUCUGCCCUCCAGCCCCCGCCCCGGAGACAGGCCACUGGGAUCCCCAUUGCCACGAUUUCCCAAACAGUCGUUGGCGUCACCCCCCAUGUCUCCUACUGGGAUGAUACCAGCAGCACGAUCAUUGCCACUUCCAAACCCUCCACCACCGAACGCGCCUCAAUCAUUCCAUUCACCUCCCGCGAUUCAAGUCGACCACUCUGCCAAGCCACAGACGGGCCUACCUCCAGAUUACGCAACCGCAACCCUUGGACAGCCAAGUCCAAGUACUACUUCGACUUCAAGCAGCCCAACUUCUCUCUCCAUACCUGACGCGGAGCACGUCUACCGUGGUCUUGUUUCGGAGCAAUACCCGGGGUUCCUGCUUCCACCCAAUGCGCUACCCUCGAUCGAGGUGAAGGUCUUUUCCUCACGUCUUCGUCCGUCCCGUAUGAGUUUCAUAUCUCCAAGGCCGCAAGAAGAGGAUCCAGUCUUCAUCCUCGCAAUAUAUGCUCGAUCUGACAGCAAGCAACUGUGGCGCAUGGAGAAGACCAUCGCUGCCUUGCCCGCCCUAGAUGCGCAGUUAAGGUUGUUGACCGACUUCAACGGGCAACUUCCCGAUCGCAGUCUGUUCAGCGGGCAUGCCCCAGCCAGGAUUGAUGCACGAGGAAUUGCUCUGAACCAGUACUUUGAUGCCAUACUGGAAACAAACAUGAACGAGAAGGCUGCUCUGAUAGUCUGCGAAUUCUUCUCUACGGAUGUCAUCGGUGCCCAGAAUGGCCAUAGACUGACCCCAGAGCCUACUAUCACUACUUCAGCAGCCCCAUUGCCCAAGGCUUCCCAUCGAAAGGAGGGCUACCUGACCAAGCGUGGUAAGAACUUUGGCGGAUGGAAGGCCCGCCACUUUGUAUUGGACGGUCCCGAGUUUCGAUAUUACGAGGCGGAAGGUGGUACUCAUUUAGGAACCAUCAAGCUGCACAACGCUCAGAUCGGCAAGCAGUCACAGCAACAAUCGAACCACUCACCACAACGCCGAGACGAUUCAGAAGACAACCAAUACCGACAUGCUUUCCUCAUACUAGAACCGAAGCGGAAAGACUCGUCAAGUCUGGUGCGGCAUGUGCUUUGUGCUGAAAGCGACGAAGAACGAGAUGCGUGGGUCGAGGCUCUCUUACAGCAUGUGGAUUUGCAUGAAGAGACUUCUCCUAUGGAGGGACAACCUUCGCCCAUGGCACCGCUACAGAAGUCACAGCCUAGCCAAGAGUUUUCGCACUCGCAGAGAAAGGACAGCCCGGACAUGCACCAGCAGGCACGACUACAGGGCAUUAGUUAUGAUGACACUGUAGCAGCUGAAGCGCCGGUACGCGGUCCAAACCACCGAGAGGGCAUGGGAGGUAAGCCUUCACGAGGGUCACCAAAACUUUCGUCCUUCUCGCAAGACAACCUUGGUCACUUCCCCGCCAUAUCUGGUCCGAGCAAUGGCACCCCCAUCCGAGACGCGGAGAAUUGGGGCAACAAGGCGCCAACUGGGCCUACAUCUGUCAAGGACAAGAAGCGCAGCAUUUUUGGGUUCAGGGGCCGUGGUUCGAAUGACCUAGCGCCCGUCCAGAUAAGCAGUCCCAUGCUCUCAAUCUCCGAACCCCGGAUGAUGCAUGCAAGUCGAAGUAUCUUUGGCAUACCGCUCCAGGAAGCUGUCGAGGUCUCCCAGGCUAUCGGCGUUUCGGCCCAACUGCCGUCCGUAGUCUUCCGCUGCUUGGAAUAUCUAAAUGCUAAGAAAUGCAUCAACGAGGAAGGAAUCUUCAGGCUUAGUGGUUCUAACAUCGUCAUCAGAGGCCUGCGAGAGCGCUUCAACACUGAAGGCGAUGUCAAGCUUCUGGGCGAUCAGUACUAUGAUGUUCACGCGAUAGCCUCGCUGCUCAAGUUGUAUCUGCGGGAACUGCCAGCGUCGAUUCUUACUCGCGAUCUGCAUAUCGACUUCCUCAAGGUUCUUGAUAUGGAUGAGCGCAGCAAGAAGAUCCAGACGUUCAACGUUCUCGUGCACAAGCUGCCCGCAGCCAACUUCCAGCUACUGCGCCACCUAUCAUCUCUCCUCAUCGAAGUCGUCGACAACUGCGAACUCAACAAGAUGACUGUCAGAAACGUCGGCAUAGUCUUCGCCCCGACCCUCAACAUCCCAGCACCGCUCAUAUCCUUCUUCCUAACCGACUUCCCCGACAUCUUCGGCACAGCGCUAGACGAAGCAAACUCCCCCAUCCAUGAGAUACGCGUCAACAACUCCCUCCUAGGAGGCGACGCCAUCCGCUCCCCGCGUCGACAGAUGUUCUCCGACCUCCCCACACCCGCGUACAACGAAACGACCUUCCAACAGAGCUACGAACGCCCACUCCCCCAAUACCAAAACAGCUCCGGCCUCUCCCACUCACCCCCACCGCAGCAACAACAACAGCAACAACUACAACCACAGCAACAGCAGCAGCAGCAACAACAGCAAACCGCCGGCUACGACGCAGGUUUCAUCCCCAUCCGCCCCAGCUACGAACCCCCCAGCUACGACACCUCCUUCCAAGGCGACGGCUACGGCAGCCUCAACAGCGCAGUCCAGUCCGGCACGCCCAGGGAACAGCGCCAAAGACGGCGCGAGAGCGGUAUGCUCCUGAUGAAUAUGGGCAUGGCGAACGGGCAGCGCAAGGGCUCGAAUGGCUCCGCCGCUAGCCAAAGGCCUAGAGAUGAUCUCAGGAUGGAUGCGAGGAUGGUGAGGGAGGAGUCUGCUUUUGAGUAA